GGCCCGGGGAGCAGGAGCGCACCAUGGAGGCGGCGGCGGGCGGCCGCGGCGGCUUCCAGCCGCACCCGGGGCUGCAGAAGACGCUGGAGCAGUUCCACCUGAGCUCCAUGAGUUCGCUGGGCGGCCCGGCCGCCUUUUCGGCGCGCUGGGCGCAGGAGGCCUACAAGAAGGAGAGCGCCAAGGAGGCGGGCGCGGCCGCGGUGCCAGCUCCGGUGCCCGCGGCUGCGGAGCCGCCGCCCGUGCUGCACCUGCCUGCCAUCCAGCCACCGCCGCCCGUGCUGCCCGGGCCCUUUUUCAUGCCGUCCGACCGCUCCACCGAGCGCUGCGAGACCGUGCUGGAGGGGGAGACCAUCUCGUGCUUCGUGGUGGGCGGCGAGAAGCGCCUCUGCCUGCCGCAGAUCCUCAACUCGGUGCUGCGCGACUUCUCGCUUCAACAGAUCAACUCGGUCUGCGACGAGCUGCACAUCUACUGCUCGCGCUGCACGGCUGACCAGCUGGAGAUCCUCAAAGUCAUGGGCAUCCUGCCUUUCUCGGCGCCCUCGUGCGGGCUCAUCACCAAGACGGACGCCGAGCGCCUGUGCAACGCGCUGCUGUACGGCGGCGCCUAUCCGCCGCCCUGCAAGAAGGAGCUGGCCGCCAGCCUGGCGCUGGGCCUGGAGCUCAGCGAGCGCAGCGUGCGCGUGUAUCACGAGUGUUUCGGCAAGUGCAAGGGGCUGCUGGUGCCCGAGCUCUACAGCAGCCCGAGCGCCGCCUGCAUCCAGUGCCUCGACUGCCGUCUCAUGUACCCACCGCACAAGUUCGUGGUGCACUCGCACAAGGCCCUCGAGAACCGGACCUGCCACUGGGGCUUCGACUCGGCCAACUGGCGGGCCUACAUCCUUCUGAGCCAGGACUACACGGGCAAGGAGGAGCAGGCGCGCCUCGGCCGCUGCCUGGACGACGUGAAGGAGAAGUUCGACUACGGCAACAAGUACAAGCGGCGGGUGCCCCGGCGGGUCUCCUCCGAGCCCCCCGCCUCCAUAAGAAAAAUAGAUGAUGCCCCCUCCCAGCACCCCACGUCUUCUGAGAAGGACAAACAGUCCGGCUGGCUGCGGACCUUGGCCAGCUCCUCCAGCAAGGGCCUCGGCUGCGUGCAUCCUCGCCAGCGCCUCUCAGCCUUCCGACCCUGGUCCCCCGCGGUUUCUACGAGUGACAAAGAGCUCUCCCCGCACCUCCCGGCCCUGAUUCGAGACAGCUUUUACUCCUACAAGAGCUUCGAGACGGGUGUGGCCCCCAACGUGGCCCUGGCACCGCCUGCCCAGCAGAAGGUCGUGAGCAGCCCACCAUGUGCCACCAUUGUCUCCCGGGCCCCUGAGCCUCUCUCCACCUGCAUCCAGCCGAGGAAGCGGAAGCUGGCCGUGGACACCCCUGCAGCCCCAGAGACGCCGGUGCCCGUGGCCGCCCCUGAGGAUGACAAGGACUCGGAGGCCGAGGUGGAAGUAGAAAGCAGGGAGGAAUUCACCUCCUCCCUGUCCUCGCUCUCUUCUCCAUCCUUUACCUCAUCCAGCUCGGCCAAGGACCUGAGCUCCCCGGGCGUGCACGCCCCGCCCGCGGUCCCCGCCGGCCCCGAUGCCACAGCCCCUGCUGACACCCCAAGCGGCGGGCUGGAGGCGGAGCUGGAGCACCUGCGGCAGGCCCUGGAGGGCGGCCUGGACACCAAGGAAGCCAAAGAGAAGUUCCUGCACGAGGUGGUGAAGAUGCGCGUGAAGCAGGAGGAGAAGCUGAGCGCCGCGCUGCAGGCCAAGCGCAGCCUCCACCAGGAGCUGGAGUUUCUGCGUGUGGCCAAGAAGGAGAAGCUUCGGGAAGCCACGGAGGCAAAGCGCAACCUGAGGAAGGAGAUUGAGCGCCUGCGAGCGGAGAACGAGAAGAAGAUGAAAGAGGCUAAUGAGUCACGUCUCCGUCUGAAGCGGGAGCUGGAGCAGGCGCGGCAGGUCCGGGUGUGUGACAAAGGCUGCGAGGCUGGCCGCCUGCGCGCCAAGUACUCGGCCCAGAUCGAAGACCUGCAGGUGAAGCUGCAGCAUGCGGAGGCUGAUCGCGAGCAGCUGCGGGCCGACCUGCUGCGGGAGCGGGAGGCGCGGGAGCACCUGGAGAAGGUGGUCAAGGAGCUGCAGGAGCAGCUGUGGCCGCGGCCCCGCUCCGAGGCCGCGGGCAGUGAGAGCAUGGCCGAGCUGGAGCCCUAGCCCGACCCACUGUCUGCUGCCGAGGGGGCGCACGCUGCAGGGAGAGGGUGGGCGGGCACCAGCUGAGGGGCUCUGUGUGCCCGGGCGGGGCCUGCCCCUCUCCAGCCCACACAGCACAACGUCUUACUGUGCCUACAACCAAGCAAGUGUUUGGAACCACAUGCUUUUGGAAUCCACUGCAAAAUUUUCUACUGGCCAAGUUUAAGUGAGCAAGCUGAGUCCCCAGCUGCAGCCAGAGACAAGGCCAGCUCGGUGGCUGCGGCUGGCCCUUGGCUUGCUGGAACAUUCUAACAUUUACACUUUUGUUAUAAGCUAUUUAAAACCAAUAAGGAGACUUGAUAUUCAGAAAAUCAACACGUUUUUUAAUGACUAACUUUUAAAAGCCCCACCAACAGUGACGCCAUCUGAGGACCUGCCAAGGGAGCCAGGGUGGCAGCCAUCCUGCCCCUCGAAGCCAUCACAGCUCAUCUGCGCCCGCGGCUGCUUGAGGACAGGAAGGGUUUUUCUUCAGAGUCUAUUUUUUCAGCGACGAGGACCCAGGUCUCCUGUGCUGCUGCCAGGAGGAGCAAGGAGAGUGCCGCCCGCGCACCAUGAGCUGGAACACUGCCGCCUUACGCCUGCGCCUCCCGGCCUCGGUGCCAUUGCAGGUGUGUCCGGAAACGCUGCGCCUGAGGGGCGUCCUCUGUCCAUCUGGGAGAUGACAGAAGGCGGGUCCACGCUGCUGGGCGCACAAGCUGCCUGCCCACGGCGGCCCCUUCUCAGUUCAACAAACGUCGCUCCUUUCAUUCUGGGACUGAGGCUGCAGCAUUGGAACAAAACACAGCAUUAUUUCACUUUUUCUUUUUGUUUGUUUGUUCAUUUAAACGUAUAUUUAGAACUGCACUUUGUCAAAAAUCUUCCCUUCUCUUUUUAUUCCCGUUAACUGAGGUUUCUACUUUUCAAAUAUCGCAGACCGAUUUCUAGAGCAGUUCACAUCCUAAGUGCUCGAGUGUUCGGAAACCCCUCUGGUGCUUGGUUGAACAAGGGAAUCACAAGAAAACGAAAAUGCAAAAACUGAACUUCGGGGGGUAGUUCUGUGCCUUCCAGCAUCUUGUACAGCAAAUCCUGACUCAUCUUUUUACCCCCAAAAUAUCUGUCUUCAGUAGCGAUUGAAUCUGCCACUAUCAGAAUAAGUUACGUGCAUUUAUUCCAAAUAAUCUCGUUUACUCUCAACUGUUUAUGCAAAGUCUGUAAGGUUUCUUAUGCCCAAGCUUGAAAAAUGAUUUCCCAGUAGACAAGAGGCGGCUACCCAUCCUAAAAUUAUGGUAUCUAUUCAUAUAAGAAAGAUCUCACCGGAAUUCUUUGCUUGACUCGGUCCUAACACCACGGCAGCUGCGAGUGCAGACA
This is a messenger RNA of Ceratotherium simum simum (southern white rhinoceros), 3605 nucleotides long. Lineage: Eukaryota; Metazoa; Chordata; Mammalia; Perissodactyla; Rhinocerotidae. The record is from RefSeq and is a predicted model, not a curated record.